AUUUCGUAAUAUGCGGAAUAGCUCUAGCAGAAAUACGGGGGGGUUUGGAGUGUAGAGGCGAAGAAGACACUUUGAGCAACAGCGAUGGCCAUCCGUACGACCAUCAACCGCCGAGCAAAAGAGUGAAGCUCCGAAGGGUUUGAAGCCUCUGUCACUGAAGUUGUUGAUAAGAAAGGUUCCUUAUCAUUAGGUAGGAUGGCAACCGAAAGUCCUGUGAGAAUGGUGGAAAGCAGUAGAGGUGGAGAGUGGCCAUCGACUAAGGAUACUGCAACUUUUGGAUCUCCAUUAAGAAGUAUGGCAGCGGAGGAGUUGGGCUUACUCAUGAAAGGACAUGGUUUACACAGAGAUCAAUCAGACUUAAUCCCCAACCGAAGUGGUAGUGCUCCACCAAGUAUAGAGGGUUCAUUUGCAGCCAUCAGAAACCUGUUAAAUCAACAGAAUGUGAAUGUGAAUCAGAACUUUGCGAGUUUAACGAACACUCUGAAGAAUUUUGAGUCUGAGGAACAACUGCGGUCUGACCCAGGUUAUUUGGCAUACUACUGCUCUAAUGUGCACUUGAAUCCAAGACUGCCUCCGCCCCUUGCUUCAUUAGAGAAUCGUCACUUGUUACACCGUAUUGCUGGUUCUGGUAAUAAUUAUAGAUUGACCUCACAAGAUGAUAGUGGCAAUGGAUCCUUGCAUUUGUUUCGAGGUUCUCUUUCUACUCACAAGGAAGAGAGUGAAGAGGAUAGUUCAUCCAAGCAAGCUUCAGAUAAUUUGGAAGAAAAUGACUCUGCACUCUUUACUGGAAAGAACAUGGCUUCUUUAGCAAGUCGUCAUAAAAGUUUGGUUGAUCUUAUACAGGAAGACUUUCCCCGUACACCAUCUCCAGUGUAUAAUCUGUCUUGUUCCUCAAGCCAUGCAACGACAGAUGAACUGGUUGAUAAUGAUAUGAAUGCAACGAUGAACAUUUCUUCCAUUGACAUGUCAAAAGUACCAGAAUCAAAUGCAGGCUCUGUUGAUGUUUGUCCAGAGAAAAGUGCCCUAGAUAUGCAUGCUAUUAGGUUAAUACCUAGCGAUGCUUCUUUUACAACUUAUCCUGAUGAAACAGGGAGCCCACUUAAAGAUGAAUCAAAAGAUAAAGCUCCCAAUGUGGAGAAUAAUGCAUCAGUUAGUGGUACCUUGAGGUUGGAUGUUACCAGAAUGGAACCCAGAAAGAAAGGAACUAAUAUGGAGAUUACUAAGAGCCAACAAGAAGAGCAGCAGUCUUAUGGGAGAAAUGCGCCAAAGCUCCAUCUGUCUACACAACAAGGCCUUCAAUAUCAAGUUCAGGGGGUACAGGCUCAAGUAAUUUCUCAAGGAAUGAAUCAUUUGGAAAGUGGCAUGGAAAGUCUUACCCUCGGUCAUCCUAAGUUCUCCUCUGUGGAUGUGCAGCCGCCAUUGCAUUCACCUGGAUUUGCACCUCCCUUUUAUGCAACAGCAGCAGCAUAUACGACUUCGGGAAACCCAUUUUACCCCAAUUUUCAACCAUCUGGUCUAUAUGUCCCACAAUAUGGUUUAACAGGUUAUGCUUUGGGUUCAACACUGCUGCCCCCAUUUAUGGCUGGGUACCCUUCUCAUGGUGCUCUUCCUCUGCCAUUUGAUGCAACUUCUAGUCCAAGCUUCAAUGGUCGAACUGCUGGUCUUUCAACAGGAGAAGGCAUUCCCCAUUUAGGUGAUAUGCAACACCAAAGCAAGUUCUAUGAGCAGCAUGGCUCAAUGAUGCAAACUUCCUAUGUAAACCCUCUUCAUAUGCAAUACUAUCCACGUCCUUUGCAGGAUGCUUAUGGUGCUUCAGUUCAGCACAGUCAGUUCACAUCAAGAGGCGUCAUUGGGGGCCAGUUUUCACAAGAGUCAACUUUUGCAACUUAUAUGGGUGAUCAAAAAUUCCAGUCUCCAACAAAUGGUAGUCUGAGUAUUCCAAGCCCAAGAAAAGUGGGUGGUUAUGGAAAUCCACCAGUCAUGGGUGUCAUGCAGCAAUUUCCUGCCUCACCACUUGCUAGUCCAGUAAUGCCAUCAUCUCCUGUUGGCAGAACAAAUCAUCCGGGUCAUCAAAAUGAAAUGAGGUUUUCGCAAGGUUCAAUUAGGAGUACUGGAGUAUAUUCUGGAUGGUCAGGACAAAGGGGCUUUAACAGUGUUGAUGACACUAAAAGACGUUCUUUCCUUGAAGCACUGAAAUCCAGUAAUGCCCAGAAGUUUGAACUCUCUGAUAUAGAAGGGCGUAUAGUUGAAUUCAGUGUUGACCAACAUGGGAGUCGAUUUAUUCAGCAGAAGCUGGAACAUUGCAGUGCUGAAGAGAAGGCAUCUGUUUUCAGAGAAGUUCUUCCACAUGUUUCAAAAUUAAUGACUGAUGUUUUUGGGAAUUAUGUUAUUCAAAAGUUUUUUGAGCACGGAAGUUCAGAGCAGAGGAAGGAGCUAGCAAAUCAACUCUCUGGGCACAUGCUACCUUUAAGUUUGCAGAUGUAUGGUUGUCGUGUGAUCCAGAAGGCCCUUGAGGUUAUCGAGCUGGAUCAGAAAACACAACUUGUGCGUGAGCUUGAUGGACAUGUGAUGAAAUGCGUACGUGAUCAAAAUGGAAAUCAUGUAAUCCAAAAGUGUAUAGAAUGCGUUCCAGUGGAGAAAAUUGGAUUUAUAAUAUCUGCUUUUGAAGGCCAGGUUAAAACUCUUUCUACACAUCCUUAUGGUUGCCGUGUGAUACAGCGAGUUUUGGAGCAUUGUGCAGAUGAGCUUAGAUGUCAGUGUAUAGUGGAUGAGAUAUUGGAAUCUACUUGCGACCUUGCUCAAGACCAGUAUGGCAAUUACGUCACCCAGCAUGUCCUGGAGAGGGGGAAGCCCAAUGAAAGAAGCCAAAUUAUCGGCAAGUUGACAGGAAGAAUUGUACAAAUGAGUCAACAUAAGUAUGCAUCCAACGUUGUUGAGAAAUGUUUAGAGCAUGGUAAUCCUACUGAGCGGGAUCUUUUGAUUGAGGAGAUCCUUGGGCAGUCAGAGGAAAAUGAUAGUUUAUUGACAAUGAUGAAGGACCAAUUUGCAAAUUAUGUGGUCCAAAAGAUUCUGGAAACUAGCAAUGAUAAACAGAGAGAAGUACUGCUAAACUGUAUAAAAGUGAAUAUUCAAGCUCUGAAGAAAUAUACUUAUGGAAAACAUAUAGUUGCUCGAUUUGAACAGCUAUCUGGUGAAGAAAGCCAAACUUCAGAACCUGAAGGUGCUUAGGAUGAAAGGCUCGACAUGGAAAUUGGACAUUCUUCUUUUGGUUGCAGAAACAUUACAUUUAAGAAAUCUCUCUUUCACCAAGUAUUUAAAAAAAAAGAAAAAAAAAAAAAAGAAAAAAGAAAUAUGCUACAUCAGUAUCAGUUGCCGUUAGCAUUUUAUUAUAACAUUUGCAAGCAUAUGCAUGUCUCAUGCCUUUUGAAAAUUGUAUUUAUGUAUAUUAAUGUAUAGAAAUAAUUUAUGGUGAUGAAUCAAGUCAGAGUAAUCUUAUUGUCCUGAAAAUUUGAUGUGA
Molecule: messenger RNA, 3517 nt
Organism: Ziziphus jujuba (common jujube)
Lineage: Eukaryota; Viridiplantae; Streptophyta; Magnoliopsida; Rosales; Rhamnaceae
Product: pumilio homolog 5
Exons: 10
Coding region: 196-3228 (1010 amino acids)
Biological process (GO): 3'-UTR-mediated mRNA destabilization
Cellular component (GO): cytoplasm
Molecular function (GO): mRNA binding
Source: RefSeq, a predicted model, not a curated record